Acipenser ruthenus (sterlet) is the source of this 3039-nucleotide messenger RNA. RefSeq names its product calcineurin subunit B type 1. Bases 291 to 785 code for a protein of 164 amino acids. Gene Ontology annotation, molecular function: calcium-dependent protein serine/threonine phosphatase regulator activity; calcium ion binding. The transcript is spliced from 5 exons. NCBI's taxonomy places the organism in Eukaryota, Metazoa, Chordata, Actinopteri, Acipenseriformes, Acipenseridae. The record is from RefSeq and is a predicted model, not a curated record.
UUUUUGGAUUAGUCAUCUAGCAAAAGCACCUAUAUACACCUUUAUGGGCACAGUAGAAAGAUCUCUUGAGCUAAAUAUUCAGCAUUCUGCCACCCUGUGCUUGUUCAGAUCUCUAAAUUGGUCUGUGUAACGAUUAAUAGACAUAUCAGCAUUUCAGGUAGAGCGAGGACUGUUUUAGUGUUGCAGGGGGGUCAUGUGACUAUUUGAAUGCGCUUAGUGUUACUAAUCCAGUAUGUUAUUUAAAGGCUUGCUAUUAGUAUUGUGCUAGAGAACACAGCAGAUCUGAGAUCAUGGCUGGCAGAAGCAAGAAACUGGUUGAUGCUGAUGAGAUUAAAAGGCUAGGAAAGAGAUUUAAGAAACUCGACCUAGAUAACUCCGGCUCUUUGAGCGUAGAAGAGUUUAUGUCCUUGCCUGAAUUACAGCAGAACCCUCUAGUGCAACGAGUUAUUGAUAUAUUCGACACUGAUGGGAACGGUGAAGUUGACUUCAAAGAAUUUAUUGAAGGUGUCUCACAGUUUAGCGUCAAGGGUGACAAGGAACAGAAGCUGCGGUUUGCUUUCCGUAUCUACGACAUGGACAAAGACGGAUACAUCUCCAAUGGGGAACUCUUCCAAGUGCUAAAGAUGAUGGUGGGAAACAAUCUCAAGGACACUCAGCUUCAGCAGAUAGUUGAUAAAACCAUUAUUAAUGCAGACAAAGAUGGAGAUGGAAGAAUAUCCUUUGAAGAAUUUUGUGCAGUUGUAGGCGGCUUAGACAUACACAAAAAGAUGGUGGUGGAUGUGUGACCUAUCUGAGCUUCACACAACACGUUUGCUUUCUUCUCCAUCUCUGAAGAUCUGCUCAAGAUGUCCAGCAAUGCUCUCUGUGUAUUUUAAAUGGAAGUAUUUUCUCUGUGAAGCCACUUUUUCCAACACGAGCCUCAUGAAGCCAACUAAGUGUUGUUGAACUUUUUGAUUCUAUCAAUAACUUGGUGUAGCACUUUAAAGUCUGAAGGACAGCUUACUGUGGAAAGAGCAUCUCAGUAUGGUGGAGAAAGGGAAGGGGGCUGGCUUGUCUUUUUUUUUUUAAUUUAUUUUGGUCUUUGUCUUUUUUUAACAAGGAAGUAUAUCUAUAGCUUUCUAAAUGGGGGGGGGGGCGUAGUUAAAUUUGGUUGUAACUUCAUUUAAGCAACAAAAAAGUAAAGUAUGAUGUGCCAAGUAGAAUAUAAAUAAACCAGUUGAAUAUAUACAUAUGCAUGUUUUGAUGUUUUAAUUUUAGGAACUGGUAGAAGUACAUAAAUCGUACUGCAUGAUUUAGUCAAAUUAAUUUUAUUUCCUAUAGUAGUUUUCUAUUUAUAUAUGAACUGGUUUUAUUUAAACACUUUAGCUUCCAUUCUAGUCAACAAAAAUAAAAGUAUCUUUGAAUUUUUGUAACAAGGGGAUUAUUUUUUAUUUAUAUGUGCUUAUAUGAUCAAGGUCUUAUAAAUAAAUAAAUAUAUAUAUAUAUAUAUAUAUAUAUAUAUAUAUAUAUAUAUAUAUAUAUAUAUAUAUAUAUAUAAUAUUCCUUGAUCUGCUUCUAAUAUGUUGAUAUAGAUGCCAAGAAGUUGACAUGUCUUUGCAUGUACUAACUGCAGUUUACUUAUGGCAGGUUUUUCUGUGUUAUCUUGGUACAGUACCUUUGUAAACAGGUUUGCAUCCAUCAAACUAUCCCUUACGGUAAAUAUGAUUCAUUAGAUUUAAUGGAAUAUUUGUUAGUAAAUUGAACAUUUUAAUGUAUUUCUUUUUUUUAUUAUUACCUUUUAAACAGCAGUGAAGGUAAACUUUAUUUUGAUUUAGCUUUAUUCUGGUUUAUUAGAUCUUUGCAAGUGCUAAAAUACAAUUUAACUAAAGUACAAUGCAUAUCAAGAAAUAGUUUAUAAAGUAUGUGAAUAUAAGCAAGAAAAGUGCAGUUUGUUUUCUAUAGUGUGUUGCAUAUACAAAACUUACUGCAGGCAGAGUAAAAAACAAAAAAACUGGUAAUUUUUACCAAUAUGUAUAUUAGGUAAAUAGGUAAAUGAGGGAUAAAACAUGUUGACCUUUUUUGGUUUUUAAAGGGGAGGAAAACUAUUAGCUAAAUUUAUACCUCCUGGUUACUUUGUGCCCUUUUGUGGAGUUGUGUGUGUUUUUUUUUUUCUUCUUAUAUUAAUCUUAAUUAACCUGAACUUGUAUCCAUGUGUUAGAUGUGUAUUGAAAUGCAUUGUUGGGGGUGUGUGCAUUAUAAAUAAAGUGAGCUAUAAUCCCCAUUUUCCAUCAUCCUUUCCCUUUUUUGAGAGGAUAUAAUUGGCUGAAAUAAUAAUAAUAAUAAUUUAAAUGCUUUCAAAAAUAUAUUACCAAAACAAUCCUGUGUGUGUAAUUCGGCUUCUUCACUAUGUAUUUAAGUUUGAUUGAUUGCUCAAAGGGCAGGUUCCACUUCAGACUUUAGAACACAAGCACCUUCAAAGCUGAUCCUUGAGUGCUGCACGUCCAUGGGCUCGGUCUGUGAGAGAUAUCCAGGUGCUUCGUUUCCUUGCAUGACAUGGAGUUUUUUGCAUGUAGAUCAAUUUCGAAAUGCUCCUCUUGUUUACAUAAAUUGUAAUGUUCAUAUUAAUAAUGUUGCCAAACUUUGGUAAAUAUUAGCAGAAUGAAAAACUCCACUACAUGUAACUCUUAUCUCCGUCUGGAUCAGUACGUUGCUUGAAUUCCAGCGACUAGUCAUAUCUGUUCCAGUGUCAACUGCCAUGUGCUCUGCUUCAAGGCUAAACAAAGUCAGGUUGUGAAUUUUUUUUUGUUUGUACAUAAGCAUUUGUUAUAUUUAGUCUAGCCUUUCCUGUGUUGCUAGUGCAUUAUUUAGGCUGUAGUUCUAGACUAGUGCUUAACUCCUUUUGGGGAAUUAAUUCAUUUAUUUAUUUAGUUUGUGUGUGGGGGUGGGGAAAGUUGUGUGUUUAGUUUUUCUUCUGUGCAUGCUGCAUCAUAUGCUGUGGGAACUAUUGAAACCUUCAUACUGUAUGACAAGACUUAAAAAUAAAAUAUUUGAAACUUGUUA